AUGGACUUCAACGCUCCCACUUUCGAUCACAACGAGAUGAGGAUUGACCUUUUUUGCCCCUUCCACUUAAAGCUCUGUGUGAUGGAGCUCAAAGAUUACUAUGAGCACUUCGAUCUUCUAGGCCCUUUACUCUAUCAGUGCUGGAGACAGCAACCGGUGUAUCAUCAUGGUGGCGAUAGGUUGCCUAUGUAUUUGAAGAAAGAGAUGUUGAAGCCGAGCUUGCUUUCAGUUGAGGAGGGACAACAACUAGAGAAGAUCAAGAACUAUGCUGGGUCUCUGGAGAUUAGUAAUCUCUUUAAGACAUCUUCACUUCGUGUGGCUAGCGUAUCUAGAGUUCCUCCUACCAAAGCUGACUCCAUUCGGGUGGCGGUCUUAGCUCUCCCAUUGAAGAAGAACCCACUGAAGAAUCUGAAGGGGGAGGAUUUGACUACUGUGAAGCGGGGUUUAACUAUGAGGCCCUAUUCUGAUCACUCUGUCUUUCUUCGACGCACAACAACUGGUUUGGUUAUUUUAGCUGUAUAUGUUGAUGAUAUUCUACUGACUGGGAGUGACUCUGUUGCCUUAGCAGAGACUAAGGAGUAUCUAAACUGUCAUUUUGUCACUAAGGACAUGGGAAAGCCAAAGUGUUUUCUUGGGAUUGAAGUUACAUAUCAAAGACAUGGCAUGUUGUUGUCUCAAAGGAAUUAUGUACUAGAUUUACUAGAAGAAGCAGGUCUCUUGGGAUGCAAACUUGCAAGCACUCCAAUGGAGGCAAAUAUUGAUUUUUGGCGUGAUGAUACCUCUCUGCUAGAUGAUGAUGGACGAUACAGGAGACUGAUUGGGAAGCUAAUAUAUUUGAUAGUUAUCAGACCUGAUAUUACCUUUGCAGUAGGUGUACUGAGCAGGUUCAUACACAAACCUAAAGUGGUUCAUUGGACAGCAGCUCUGAAGAUUUUGGCAUAUGUCAAGAUUUGUCCUGGUAAGGGAUUGCUAUAUAAGAAGUAUGAGCAUACUCACAUUUUUGCUUUCUCUGAUGCUGGCUACGCAGGAGACAUGGGAGACCGAAAGUCAACCUCAGGAUUCUGUACUUUUGUUGGAGGUAAUCUUGUGACUUGGAAAAGCAAGAAAUAA
Messenger RNA from Asparagus officinalis (garden asparagus), 1110 nucleotides. RefSeq lists its product as uncharacterized. Bases 1 to 1110 code for a protein of 369 amino acids. The transcript is spliced from 3 exons. NCBI's taxonomy places the organism in Eukaryota, Viridiplantae, Streptophyta, Magnoliopsida, Asparagales, Asparagaceae. The record is from RefSeq and is a predicted model, not a curated record.